Molecule: messenger RNA, 7070 nt
Organism: Dipodomys ordii (Ord's kangaroo rat)
Lineage: Eukaryota; Metazoa; Chordata; Mammalia; Rodentia; Heteromyidae
Gene: Znf516
Product: zinc finger protein 516
Exons: 3
Coding region: 103-3354 (1083 amino acids)
Biological process (GO): regulation of DNA-templated transcription
Cellular component (GO): nucleus
Molecular function (GO): DNA-binding transcription factor activity, RNA polymerase II-specific; RNA polymerase II cis-regulatory region sequence-specific DNA binding
Source: RefSeq, a predicted model, not a curated record
GUCUCUGGGCAGGGGUCUUGCUGAGAAUGGAGCCGUAAGACGCCGUCAGGUCAGGCCUGUGCGGCGGAAGACUGUGCUGCUCCCACGGCCCACGUCGCCCCCAUGGAUCGUAACAGAGAGGCGGAGAUGGAGCUGAGGAGAGGGCCCAGCCCUCCCAGGGCUGGCAGGAGCCACGAGGUGGACGGGGACAAGGCCGCGUGUCACAGCUGUUGUAUCUGUGGCAAGAGCUUCCCCUUCCAGAGCUCGCUGUCUCAGCACAUGCGCAAGCACACAGGGGAGAAGCCCUACAAGUGCCCGUACUGUGACCACAGGGCCUCCCAGAAGGGCAACCUCAAGAUCCACCUCCGGAGCCACCGCACGGGGACCCUGGCCCAGGGGCCUGGGCCCGAGGCCGGCGAGACGCAGCUGGGCGAGAUGCGCGUGUCCGAGGGCCUGGAUGGGUGCGCCAGCCCCACCAAGAGCACAUCGGCCUGCAACCGCAUGCUGAACGGGGCAGUGCAGGCGGACGGCGGCAAGAUCCUGCUGCGGAGCAGCCGGAAGGAGGCCGAGGGGUCCGCUGGCGCCCCGGAGGAGGCCGAGGCCCGGGCCCGGUGCUCCUUCUGCAAGAGCCAGUUUGAACGCAAGAAGGACCUGGAGCUGCACGUGCAGCAGGCCCACAGGCCUUUCAAGUGCAGGCUGUGCAGCUACGUGACCCUGCGAGAGGAGUCUCUGCUGGGCCAUAUCGAGCGGGACCACAUCACCGCGCAGGUGCCCAAUGGAGGCGAGGCCUGUGUGGAGAACGGCAAGCCGGAGCUGAGCCCCGGGGAGUUCCCCUGCGAGGUGUGCGGCCAGGCCUUCAGCCAGACCUGGUUCCUGAAGGCACACAUGAAGAAGCACCGGGGCUCCUUCGACCACGGCUGCCACAUCUGUGGCCGGAGGUUCAAAGAGCCCUGGUUCCUCAAGAACCACAUGAAGGCCCACGGCCCCAAGUCGGGGAGCAAGAACCGACCCAAGAGCGAGCUGGACCCCAUUGCCACCAUCAACAACGUGGUCCAGGAGGAGGUGAUCGUGGCGGGCCUGUCUCUCUACGAGGUCUGCACCAAGUGUGGGAACCUGUUUACAAACCUGGACAGCUUGAACGCCCACAACGCCGUGCACCGCAAGGUGGAAGCCAGCCGGACGCGGGCGCCCGCAGAGGAGGGUGCCGGGGAGGGCCCCCCGGACACCAAGCAGUUCUUCCUACAGUGCCUGAACCUGAGACCGUCCGUGGCUGCCGACGUGGCGCCCUGUGGGCCGGCUGGAAGGCGGGUGUUGGAGCUCGACCCCGUCAACAGCUACCAGGCCUGGCAGCUGGCCACCCGGGGGAAGGUGGCCGAGCCGGCCGAGUACCUCAAGUACGGGAGCUGGGAUGAGGCGCUGGCUGGGGAUGUGGCCUUCGACAAGGACAGGCGGGAGUUCAUUUUGGUGAGCCAGGAGAAGCGCAAGCGCGAGCAGGACGUGGCGGCCACGCAGGGUCCCCCCAGGAAGAGGGCCAGCGUGCCGGGUGACCCCCUGCUCCCUGGCCACCUGGAUCCCCGGCCGGCCGUGCGCCCCAGCCGCAGAGCCGCGGCGCCCGCCGGCCACAGCAAGUCCUCAGAGUGCUUCGAGUGUGGCAAGAUCUUCCGCACCUACCACCAGAUGGUGCUGCACUCACGCGUGCACCGCCGGGCACGCCGGGACCGCGAAGCCGAGGGCGACCGCGCGGCCUGCGUCCGCUGCAGCUCGCUCAGCGAGGGGGACUCGGCCUCGCAGCCCAGCAGUCCCGGCUCAGCCUGUGCCGUGGCCGACUCGCCAGGCUCCGGCCUGGCCGACGAGGCCGUGGACGACAGCAGUGAGGAGGCUGUGCCUGAACCUGCAUCAGGGGUACGGUCGCGGCGCUGCUGCUUCUCCACGGAGGUGGUGUCGGCUGCACUCUCCGGCGGCGAGGAGAGCCACGGACUCGGCAGUCACACGCAGGACCGAGGCGGCCGGGAGUCCAGGCCCGUGACAGCGGCCUCGGUGGCAUCCACGUUUGAGAACGGCAGCCGAGCCCCGUCCAAGCGUCUGGACCAACACAGGCUCGCCCUCGACCUCAAGAUGCCGGCCUUCCACUCCCCACCGGAAACGCCGGGUGUGGGCCGCGGGGCCGACGUCCCUCCCGGUGCCCGGGGAACUGGCCCACAGCCCAAUGCGGCAAGCCCGAAGGAGAAGCUGCCUGACCCGUCCGGCAAGGAGCUGUCGGAGGGAGAAAGAAGGGCACCUGCCCCAGACGGGGCCCCCCUGGAUUUAAGCACGAGGUCGGGCGGGGACGACCCCCGGGAGGCGGGGCCCUCCCCGCAGGCCGCGCUGGUGGUCCACCCGUGUCCUUACUGCGCCCACAAGACCUACUACCCCGAGGUGCUGUGGAUGCACAAGCGAAUCUGGCACCGUGUCGGCGGCGGCGCCGUGCCACCCUGGGCGCAACCGAACGGCUACCGGAGCAUCCGCAGCGGCCUGGCGUUCCUGGCACGCAGCGGGCGCACGGGCCCCCCGCCCGCCCUUGGCGGCAAGGAGUGCCAGCCCCUGCUGCUCGCCCGCUUCACCCGCACACAGGCGCCUGGCGGGGCCCUGGGACCCAAGGGUGGCUCCCCGCCUCUCGGGGGGGCCACGAAAGCCACGAGCCUGCCUGAGAGCCGGGAGGGCCGUCCCGGGGGCCCAUCUGGGCCCGACGGGUAUCGACAGACCAGACCUGGCCACGGCCAGGAGACACCCAGCGCCGCCACCGCCGGCGGGCAGGGACCUCUGGGGAAGGCCAAACUGGAGGCCGGCGCCAAGCCCGGCCCGCCCGCAGGCGCCGGGGGCCUCAGCAGGAGCGCCACCCCUACGCCCUCCGUCAUCACCCGGGUGGCGGCCCAGCCCGCGGCCAACAGCAAGCCCACAGAGAAGUUUGGGGUGUCUCCGGCAACGGCCAGCACCGGUCCCCCACACAAGCACAGUGGCCCGAACUCUCUGAAAGCCAGAUUCAGCCCGCAGCCUCAGGGUGCGCCUCCUGUGAAGAGCGAAGGGGGGCCGUCCCCACUUCCCCGCGAGCCCCCGUCCCCGGAGCUGAGGACGUCGACCACAUGCGCCACAGCCACCAGAGGGGACCCCGCGGCGCAGGCCCAGCCCGGGACGCCCUCCGUCAUACACUCCGCCAAGCAGGAGCCCGCGGCUGAGGGCCAGGAGAAACGCCUGGACAUCCUCAGCAUCUUUAAGACGUACAUUCCAAAGGACUUCACUACGCUCUACCAGGGCUGGGGGGUCAGCAGCCCCGGGCCGGAGCACAGAGGGGACAGGCCGUGCCAGCCCAGGGACUGUGCUGACAGAGCUCACACCUAGAGGUGUGCCGCCCGCACUCCGGUGCCCGCGUGGGGAUCCCUGCGGCCUUGCUGCCCUGAGCACCAUCGCCUCCAGGAGGAAGAGCCGCGUCUCCAGCCCGGACACCCCCGCCCAGAGCCGCCAGCCCCUCCUCGCCAGCUGUGAGCCACAGCAACGAUGCAAUGCCCGGAACCCCGUGACUCCCCCCACGCAUGUGCGUGCUCACCCACCGUGGCUGUGCCCCCUUCCCCCAACACGAGUGGUGCUGGCCGCCGGGCGGGAGCUCGAGGCGUAUGUAUUCGUCACAACAAGUUGGAGACACUGGAAUAGAGCGACUCGUGGGCCUUGCACGGAGGGGAGAAGCCGACGCCGUCGGCGGAGCCGGGGCUCUGAGGACCGAGGCGAUGUCUGCAGGACCAUGGGACCGAGGUGGAUGGAGCGUUAGUACUACUGCGGUGCUCUCCGUGUCAUAGUGCGUGUCGAGAAUAGCAAACAGAGGAAAGGAAGGCGGCAGUGUUGGGGUGCUGUGGAGACCAGGCUGGCGGGGUCCCGACGAGCUGGACUGGUUCGGAGGUGUGACUGCACGAGCUGCGGGCUGCGGGCCCUCCCGCGCGCCCGCUCUGCCCACGCCGCCAUCCCUGCUGACUGCGGCAAGGGAGGCGUGGACCUGGGCACGCGUGGGAUCUGCUUCGGGAAGGAGCUGGUUGGACACUAGAAGAGCAGGCUUCUUUCUUUAUUCUCAGGACCUUUGUGUAACAGGGCUACAUUCUGUAAACUGCUCACAAAGAAAGACUGCAGGUCUCUACCAAUUAGCCACUGAAUCCUCUCGAUUUGGGCCUGAUGUAGAAAUGCAGAAGAGCCCUGAGCAGGGCUGGGGUGCCCAGAUCACGCGGGGCCUCGGGGCUCUGGUACCCUCUGUUCCCUCCCCACCUCCCCUGCACCACCCCAGCAAAUACGCGUCUUUUCCUCCUUGAGCCUGGUGCUGUCCACAGACAGCGCAGGCCGAGGUGGGGACGGCUUUAUAUACCUCUUCCAUAGUAAUGCAGAUGCAAGGUUUUGGUUUUGUUUUGUUCUGUUUUUUAAAGAGGGGGGUGAAAGCCCGUAAGACCUUACUACACCAUGCAGUGUACGCAGAUUGAAUCGUAUUCCACAGAUCUAGAUAUUUUCUUUUCCUGUUACCGUGACACUACGUGUGAUGGGAAUAUUCUGAGAGUUUCAGAUUUUUGCACAUAUGAUUUUAUGCAUUAUCAGAAGUUACUGCUGCCUUGAAAGAAAAUGUUCUGUGAAAUUUUUUGCAAAAGCUUUACUAGGGUUUUUUUUUAAUUGUGAAAUUUUGUAAAGGCAGGAAAUGGAUUAAGAUGAGCAUGCUAAAUAUAUUUUUCAAAAAAAGCAAUAAUUUUACAUGUACAGAAAUUAUCCUAACCUUUAAUACUGGUGAGAGGGACAGUUUACUUAAUACAGUAAUGGAUUACUGCAGUUUUGUAGAAAAUGGCUUCUGAUACAAAGACUUGUUUAAACACACACACACACACACACACACACCCUGAAGUGUGGUUUUCCUGUUCUAAUGAUACGUUGGAUUAUUAUUAUUAUUAUUAUUAUUAUAUUAUUGUUAUUAUUGUUAUUGUUAGUUGAUGUUUGGUUCUGGAUUCUACUUGUUACUGAGUUUAAAUUACUUGACAGUUCAGGUGGCUUUGUGACACUUGCAAACAAUGCAAUGUAACUGGCUAGCUUAUAUUCUAUUAUACAUGUAUUAUUUUUUUUACUUCUUUCCUCUGGCUAUUCUUACACCGGGUAUGUGCGAGGCUGGUCCACCGUGUUGGCGUGCUCAGGGGCCCAUGCCACCGCGGGGGCCCUCUGUGAAGUUACUUUGAGUGAGAAAGAGACACAGUCCUCAGCCACUGAGCAGUGAAGUGAGUGUGUUUGUGUUGAUUGGUGUUUGAUCAUUUCGCUAGCUGCCCCAAGUGCUCAUUCCUGCAUCGUCUGGCUUUUGUUUUCUUGGCUGAACGUAAAUGGUGACCGUUAGGAAUGUACAGAGGCUCCGGACGCGGCCCUGUCUGUCUUCUCUGUGUCUUAGUUUAUUAAAAGAAAUUCUGUACCCAAAGUGACACCAAGGUGUCGUCUACAUUUUUACUGUGUCCCAACGGCACUUGGCAUUUAGAGCUGAAAGUGUCCUUGCUCCCCACGAAUCUCUCUUCUCAGUCCGUCUGGAGAGAGGGGUGUGCUGGGGUCCCCGUGGCCGGCAGCCGGCUUGGAGCCUGGUGCGCGGGAGCGCAGCCGGAGGACAGCAGCUCGCCGGGACGGGCCACGCGGAGCGCAGAGAUGCGCCUUGCCCGUAGUUAACAGGGCCGCGAGGGGCACCCCACCUGGCCGGCACGUGCAGCCUGGAUGCGUGGCUCCUUUCUUCCACCGACCCUCAGUAUUGGACUGGCUUGUUUAUUCACUUAGGUCAGUUCCCCCAUUGUAUUUAAGUUGAUUUAUGUUUUCUUAUUUAUUUAGCCUGUGUGUGUAGAUGUGCUCUCCCGUCCAAUGGUCAUUUCCGUGGAUUCUUGACUGUUCCUGACAUUCUACUACCUCUGCCAGUCUGUCGUCUCCUCCUGACCCCACCAGGAGUUCCCCAGUGUUGCGUGUAAUGUCACACAGACAGUGAAGGGCAGGGUUGGAUACGCAGCAGCAGCCCUGGUGUCCCACCCCCUCCGCCCUGCCUGCUCGCUGCUUGCUGCCUCCCGUGCCUGGCCCCCUCCCUCCCCCCCCACCCCCCGCUUCUCCUCCUCAUGCUUCAUUUCAAAUAACACAUAGAUAGCUUCUACGGAUCUUUCAGGUUAAUCACUCGUAGUCCUUAAUUUGGAGAACGAACGUCUCGACUGUCUUUCUCGAGUGGCAGGCGCUGUCUGUCUGGUCUGAAGCCGGGGCCUGGCCAGUGUCAGGCUGACCGUAGCUGGGUCAAAGUUCACCCUGUCAACACCAGGCAGAUUGUUUUUCAAGCCAAGUGGACUCUCUCUUCUUUUUUCUUUCUGUUGUUCUGAGAAGGAUUGAAGGCUUUAAGAGGUUUCCCCAAUAUUAUUUAUUUUGUAAGUCAAGAAGGACACUGGUCUCUGAAAACAAGGUGCUCCAGGGAAUUGCAGUGGGAGGCCACUGCGGGCAUGUCGCACGGUGAAGGAAUAUUGGCUCCGUCUGUCGCAGCCAUGGAGAUCCAUCCCGAGGUGCACCUGUCUGGGAGCGGGACCGACUGCUCAGCCACAGGCCCGCGGGGCGACAGCCUCACACGCCUAGGACAUGGAUGGGGCUCCUUCCCAGCGUCCUCGGGAGAGCCAUGGAGCUCCAGGGCGAGCAGGUGCUGGGCGGGGAGUGUGGCAGGCAGCACUGCGGGCACCCCGGACCCUUGGCAGAGACGAGAGCAGCUGCCCUCCCCGAGAACACGAGGCUCCAACCCUGCCCAUGUGCACUGUGUCUGAGGGGAGGCGCGCCGCGUCCGUUCAGGGCUGUGAGGUCGGUAACUUCUGAUUCCAGAGUGUUUUAUUUACUGAGCAGACACAAAACCGUGAAACCCCAGAAAUGAUGGGCCCGGGGCCCCGCAGGGGUGCUGCGGCGGGGUGCGGCCUGCGGCCUGCGUGGGGCUCCCUGCCCUCCUGGGGCACGCUGGACCGUGGCCACCUAGGGAAACGUCUUCGUUAGCUUCGCCGAGUGGUACUCUGAGGCAGCAAAAUGCAAACAACCAUAGAAUUUGUAUUUCUUUU